CAUUGCGUUUGAAACGUGUUUUUCUUUCCGCGCAAGAGUUUGUGUAUUUCAUUCGUCCGAUUCAUUUUUACUCUCAUAAAUCAUGAUGAGUAAAUCACUUUAGAGAAGCUCGCAUGGGAUUGUGAUCACGAGUUUACUUUGUCUCUCUACCUGCAGUCUGUUUAUCCGUCCGCCAUGGAGGCUCUGACCGAGGCUCUGUCCGGCAGUUUCUCGGUGUCCAGAGAAAUAAACAGCACUUCUGCUCCUCAUCCCCGCCUGGCGCAGUACAAGAGCAAAUACAGCGUGCUGGAGCAGGGCGAGCGGCGCAGGAGGUUCCUGGAGCUGCAGAAAGAGAAGAGGCUGAACUACGUGAAUCACGCUCGUCGUCUGGCGGAUGGAGACUGGAGCACUGCCGACAGUGAGGAUGAGGAGGAGGCAGAGAAGAAGAUUCCGCAGACGGAGAACAGCGCAGAUGAAGAGGGCAUGGAGGUCGAGCAGAGGAAAAAACUGCCCAAACAUUACGCCAACCAGCUGAUGUUGUCAGAGUGGUUGGUGGAUGUUCCUGCAGAUCUGAGCUCUGAUUGGCUGAUGGUGGUUUGUCCAGUUGGGAAACGGUCACUCGUUGUCGCGUCCAAGGGAUCCACAACAUCGUACACCAAAAGCGGCUACUGUGUGAAUCGCUUCCCUUCUCUGAUCCCCGGCGGGAACAGACACAACUCUGCUCUGGGCAAAGAUUACACCAUCCUGGACUGCAUCUACAGCGACGUGGACAGAACAUAUUACAUCCUGGACGUCAUGUGCUGGAGGGGACAUCCUGUGUACGACUGCUCCACGGAGUUCCGGUUCUACUGGCUUCAGUCUAAAGUGGACGAGGUUGAAAGUCUUUCUGAAAUUUCCAAGAUUAAUCCUUUCAGAUUUGUGGCCUUGAGUAGCAUCGGCUGUUCAACAGAGUCCAUCCAGACAGCUCUCGCACAUGAAUACAGCUAUAAAGUGGACGGCCUUCUCUUCUACCACAAGGAGACGCACUACACCCCGGGCAGCACGCCAUUGGUCGGAUGGCUCAGACCUUACAUGGUGGCCGAUAUAUUGGGCAUCGAUGUGCCACAGUGUCCUCUCACUAGCAAACCGGAUUAUGCCAGCCACCAGCUUCAGCAGAUCCUGGAGCACAAGAAAACAUCCACAGAAGUUCGGCCGGCAGAUCAAAAUGGCCGAUAUGAACUCGAACACCUCUCCACUCCAGAGACACCGACGCAGAACUCCCAUCCCGCUCAGAAAGAAAACAUGGAGACUUGAAAACACUGCGUGAAUUUUUUUAGAAAGCACUUUUCUCGAGCCUGCGCACAGCUGUCGAGAUGAGUUUUUAAUUGCUCCAUUUGCAAUUCAGUUCUACGGUUUCUACUUCAGAAAUGAACGCAUUCUGCAGGUUCUAUUAGGCAGCGUAAAUGAUCAGAAAUCAUCGUACUCCGUUGAAUUCACCUGCUCUGUUUAGACCAGGGGUCACCAAUCUCUGUCCUGGAGGGCCGGUGUCCCUGCAGGGUUUAGCUCCAACUUGCCUCAACACACCUGGCCGUGUGUUUCAAAUAUACCUAGUAAGACCUUGAUUAGCUCGUUCAGGUGUGUUUGAUAAGGGUGGGAGCUAAAAUCUGUAGCACACCGGCCCUCCAGGAACAAGUUUGGUGACCCCUGGUUUAGACAUUCAUCUUUAUUGGAUUUUAUAAAUAGCUUUUUAAUUAGAUAUUCUCAUUGGACGAUCAGGUCAUUUCAACAACCAUACGGAUUGUUUAUUUUAAUUUGUGUUGUGACUUCAAUAAACUUUUACUGUCUGUUUUGUUUA
This is a messenger RNA of Danio aesculapii, 1813 nucleotides long. RefSeq names its product snurportin 1 (gene snupn). Gene Ontology annotation, cellular component: cytoplasm; nucleus. NCBI's taxonomy places the organism in Eukaryota, Metazoa, Chordata, Actinopteri, Cypriniformes, Danionidae. The transcript has 9 exons. Gene Ontology annotation, molecular function: nuclear import signal receptor activity; protein binding. The coding region runs from base 175 to 1272 and encodes 365 amino acids. The record is from RefSeq and is a predicted model, not a curated record. Gene Ontology annotation, biological process: snRNA import into nucleus; protein import into nucleus.